Messenger RNA from Colletotrichum abscissum, 183 nucleotides. RefSeq lists its product as uncharacterized. Bases 1 to 183 code for a protein of 60 amino acids. NCBI's taxonomy places the organism in Eukaryota, Fungi, Ascomycota, Sordariomycetes, Glomerellales, Glomerellaceae. The record is from RefSeq and is a predicted model, not a curated record. The transcript has a single exon.
AUGAAGCUGGCUUCACGUGGCGACGUUACAAUGCCUCAAACCCGGGAAACCGGCUCAGGUGUUCUGACAGAGCUGAUCCAAUUGUCAAGGGACAUUCCUGCCGGAGAUCAUCUUGGCGUGCAUCAAGCCAUCGCCGAGACGGGUAGACCCAAGACAACCGAUUGCCGGCUGAAUCUUGACUAG